This is a messenger RNA of Syngnathus acus (greater pipefish), 1962 nucleotides long. RefSeq names its product L-threonine dehydrogenase 2 (gene tdh2). Gene Ontology annotation, molecular function: L-threonine 3-dehydrogenase activity. Gene Ontology annotation, biological process: L-threonine catabolic process. Bases 763 to 1857 code for a protein of 364 amino acids. NCBI's taxonomy places the organism in Eukaryota, Metazoa, Chordata, Actinopteri, Syngnathiformes, Syngnathidae. The record is from RefSeq and is a predicted model, not a curated record. The transcript is spliced from 8 exons.
GUUGACAGUCAUAAUGGCCCUCCGAAAGAAGCUAUGAGUACAAUGCGGCCCGCGAAAAAAAUGAGAUUGACACCCCUGGUGUAUAGUGCAAAUGGGUUUUGUAAAGGAUAGUUUAAGAACGAAUUGUGGACCUUGGAUUCGAUGUUAUAAUAUCUAAUAUAAUAAAACCACUAUGCACUCAAAAAGCACAAAACGUGCCAGUUCUUAACCUUGUAAAAUCAAAAUGAGCAAUUUUAAAUGGCAUGAGGCACACAAAUAUACUGUUGUACUACAUGUUUACUAUUCUUACCAAUUGUAUAGUUUCCUACCCUUGCAAACAACUCCCAUGCUGUUGAAUACACAGUACGUUAUCAGUCAAAGGCUGAAUCGUGGACAUACCCACCAGUCUUGUUAAGCUCAGCUAAAUGCUCUUCACAAUGCAAAUCCCUUUGCACAGCAUGUCAGCAUUAUGCAUAAGUGCACGAGACUGUAACAUGUAGACAAGAACCACAAAGCCUCCAUGAUUUUCUACAACUGACAUGGAAAAUUGAGGGAACUCGUCCAAUGGACUAAUCUUUGCAUCGCUUGCAUUGAGAAUCAUCAUCUUCAUCUGGGAUUUUUUUUUUUUUUAAGGCAAAUGUUUUAGGUCGGUUUGUGUGAUGAUUCAAAUGUAUCAAAAGAGUAUUCUUUUCAAAUAAGACCUACACGUUCCAGACUCUGCAGCAUGCUAGGGGUUGAAUUUGACCAAAUUUUGUCAAGACUACUACUGGACAAUCUGGUGUGAUGGCCAGGCUAGAUCUGUUUUGUCGUGGUGGUCUAAGGAUGCAGACUUUGUCCCAUCGUAGCUUCAGCUGCAUACAUGGACACAUGAGCAGGUGGAACAGCAAAGAAACUUCCAAUCCACCAACUGAUCAGGAAAACCCACGAGUGCUCAUCACGGGUGGACUUGGACAGUUAGGUGUGGGGCUUGCCCAAAUGCUCAGGAAAGAAUAUGGAACAGAGAAUGUAAUUCUCUCAGACAUAAAGAAGCCCCUGCCUCAUGUUUUUAAUAGUGGACCAUUUGUAUAUGCUGAUGUGUUGGACUACAAACAUCUGAGAGAAGUCAUUGUGAAUAACCGCAUCAACUGGCUUGUCCAUUACAGUGCUCUGUUGAGUGCUGUUGGGGAAGCUAAUGUGGCUUUAGCUCGCAAAAUCAACAUCACAGGUCUACAUAAUGUGCUGGACUUGGCUUUGGAGAACAGCCUGCGCAUUUUUAUGCCGAGCACCAUUGGAGCAUUUGGUCCUUCCUCUCCUCGUGAUCCGGUGCCUGACCUCUGUGUCCAAAGACCACAAACCAUCUAUGGCGUGUCCAAAGUUCACGGUGAACUCAUGGGAGAGUAUCUUCAUCAUAAAUAUGGCCUGGACUUCCGCUGCUUACGUUACCCGGGAGUGAUAUCAUUCAACACACUUCCUGGGGGAGGCACAACAGACUACGCAGUUCAAAUCUUCCAUGAUGCCCUCAGAAAGGGUCACCAUGAGUGCUACUUGCGCCCCGACACCCGUCUUCCUAUGAUGCACAUCUCUGACUGCCACCGUGCCACUGUUGAGUUUAUGCAGACCCCCGAGUGUCAGCUCUCCCUCCGUACCUAUAACAUUGCUGCCAUAAGCUUCACUCCAGAGGAGGUGGCCCAGGAAAUACGCAAGCAUGUCCCUCAACUGAAGGUCACGUACAAUCCAGAUGCUGUCCGUCAGACAAUUGCAGACAGCUGGCCGAUGCGGGUUGAUGACUCGAACGCCCGGAGGGAUUGGGGCUGGGUGCCAGUGUUCGGACUAGAGGACCUGGUUCCGGACAUGCUGCACUCCAUUCAGAACAGUUCAGAACAGACGUUCCACAGUUAGCUAGAACACUUUUUUCUUCUUCCAGGAAAUGACAUAUGUCCAGUUACUAUGUACUCUUGUUCCGUUUUGUUUUACAAACUCUAAUCCCAAUGAAAUAAAAACCAA